This is a messenger RNA of Penicillium maclennaniae, 1707 nucleotides long. Its product is annotated as Elongator subunit ELP3. Lineage: Eukaryota; Fungi; Ascomycota; Eurotiomycetes; Eurotiales; Aspergillaceae. Gene Ontology annotation, cellular component: elongator holoenzyme complex; cytoplasm; nucleus. The transcript has 3 exons. Gene Ontology annotation, molecular function: iron-sulfur cluster binding; acyltransferase activity, transferring groups other than amino-acyl groups. The coding region runs from base 1 to 1707 and encodes 568 amino acids. The record is from RefSeq and is a predicted model, not a curated record. Gene Ontology annotation, biological process: tRNA wobble base 5-methoxycarbonylmethyl-2-thiouridinylation.
AUGGCUACCAUGACCGUGACGAUGCCGUCAAAGUCGGCCAAGAAGAACUCCAAGCAGCUGCCAGAGAAUGAGCGGUAUCUACGGGCCUGCUCCGAUAUUGCGAAUGCGCUCAUUCAGGACUGGGAGUCUCAAAAGGAUCCUUCGCAGCCCCGGAAGGACAUCAACUUGAACCAGCUGCGGGGCAAAGUUUCGAAGAAGCACAGUUUGGCGACCCUGCCGCCACUGACAGCCAUCAUUGCUGCUGUGCCCGAACACUACAAGAAAUACAUUCUACCAAAGUUGAUUGCGAAGCCGAUCCGAACCUCCUCUGGUAUCGCCGUCGUAGCCGUGAUGUGCAAACCCCACCGUUGCCCUCAUAUCGCAUAUACCGGAAAUAUCUGUGUCUACUGUCCUGGCGGCCCUGACUCUGAUUUCGAGUACUCGACGCAAUCUUAUACUGGAUACGAACCGACAUCGAUGCGCGCGAUUCGCGCUCGCUACGAUCCGUUCGAGCAGGCGCGAGGACGUGUGGAUCAGAUCAAGUCACUGGGUCACAGUGUAGACAAGGUCGAAUACAUCAUUAUGGGUGGAACUUUCAUGUCAUUGCCUGAGGAUUAUCGGGACCAAUUCAUUUCCCAACUGCACAACGCGCUGAGUGGAUACCAGACGGACAACGUGGACGAAGCCGUUCAGGCUGGUGAAAUGAGCAACGUCAAAUGCGUCGGUAUCACAAUCGAGACACGGCCGGAUUACUGUUUGGACCAACACCUGGACAGCAUGCUUCGGUAUGGAUGCACGCGUCUGGAGAUCGGUGUGCAAAGUCUGUACGAGGACGUGGCCCGCGACACCAACCGUGGCCACACCGUCAAGGCCGUGGCCGAGACCUUCAAACUCGCCAAGGACGCCGGUUUCAAGGUUGUCAGCCAUAUGAUGCCCGAUUUGCCGAACGUGGGCAUGGAGCGUGAUCUGUUCCAAUUCCAAGAAUACUUUGAGAACCCUGAUUUCCGUACCGACGGUCUGAAGAUUUAUCCCACCCUUGUCAUUCGAGGCACAGGGCUCUACGAGCUGUGGCGAACCGGCCGCUAUAAGAAUUACACCCCCCAACGCCCUCGUCGACCUCGUCGCUCGUAUCUUGGCACUGAUCCCCCCCGUGGACCCCGUGAUAUCCCGAUGCCCCUCGUCACCUCCGGCGUUGAAAACGGCAAUCUGCGCGAGCUGGCCUUGGCUCGUAUGAAGGACUUUGGAACCACUUGUCGCGACGUCCGCACCCGAGAAGUCGGUAUCAACGAAGUGAAGAACAAGAUUCGCCCUUCGCAAGUCGAGCUAAUCCGCCGUGACUACACCGCCAACGGCGGUUGGGAGACCUUCCUAGCAUACGAAGACCCGAAGCAGGAUAUCCUCAUUGGUCUGCUCCGUCUGCGCAAGUGCAGCGAUACUCACACUUUCCGCCCCGAGUUCACCGGCCAGCAGACCAGUAUUGUCCGCGAGCUCCACGUCUACGGAUCUGCGGUGCCGCUUCACGGCCGUGAUGCUCGCAAGUUCCAGCACCGAGGUUUCGGUACACUUCUGAUGGAGGAGGCAGAGCGCAUUGCGCGCGAAGAGCACGGAAGUACUAAAAUCAGCGUGAUUUCAGGUGUUGGAGUGCGCAGCUACUACGCGCGCCUCGGGUAUACUCUGGACGGACCCUACAUGUCCAAGAUGCUGGACCCGUACGCAGAUGAAGAGUGA